AACAGCCCAGCCAGGCGGUGAUCGCCGCGGAGGGUGAAGGAGGCGGCGGCGGCGGCGGCCGCGCAGAGGCAGAGGCGGAGCAGGGCGAGCGGCGGCAUGGCGAGGCGGCCCCGCACCGCGCGGGCGGCUCUUAACGGAGCGGUGGCAGCGGGCGGGGCCCCGCGCCGGGCGGGGCGGGGCGGUGCCGGCCGAGGGGCGGCCCUGGGAGGCGGAGGAGGCUCGGCGGUCAUGCCCGCACGGCGCGGCCGCCCCCGCCGGGCUGCGGCCCGUGCUCUGGCCCGCGCGAGCCGGGCAGAGGCGGCCUGGCGGGAGUUCGCCGCUUCCUUCACUCGCACCGGGAUGGUGCCGCCGGCUGAGCCCGGGCUGGUGGCCGUGGAGGCGGCGGAGGGUACGGCCGUGCUGCUGCUGGCGCCGCGGCAGGCGCUGACUUUCACAGGCAAGUGCCGCCUGCGCUGCCUCUACGGUGCCGUCCGCCUCCUGGGCUUCGCCGUGGCUUCGCACCACCCGGGACUGCCGGUCUUCUCGCCGGCCACGCACUGCGCGCUCAGCCUGGAGGCGCUGCCCGGCGCCCGCCCGCCCGCCGCCACCCUCCGCCAGCUGCGCGCCGCCGCCCGCGCCGCCAUGCGCUCGCACCGCGUCCGCCGCCAGGCGCGGGUGAAGCUGAUGGCGCGGUUCUCGCCCGACUGCGCCGUGGUGCUGCUGGAGCACCUGGACACGCCGGUGACGCGGUUCCUGCUGAGCCACCCACCGCUGUCGCGGCUUUUCGAGCCCCAGAAAAAGGAGGAGUCCAGCUUCACGCCAGAGGACGCGGUCCUGGCGUCUGUGGGCAUCGUGAAGUGCAGCUCCGACCGCGGGCUGCUGGUGUCGGAGAGCAUGUGCCUGGCGCUGGAGGAGCUGAUCCAGGCCUGCUGUGCGGAAGAUGAAGGUGUCCCUUUGGUGCUGGUGUGUGGCCCAAAAAACACUGGGAAAUCGACAUUCAACAGAUACCUAAUUAACCUGUUACUGAACCGCCUUCCUGUAGUCGAGUACAUGGAAUGUGACAUCGGCCAGACGGAAUUCACGCCGCCCGGGUGCGUGUCCCUGAGCAGCAUCACAGAGCCUGUGCUGGGUCCCCCCUUCACUCACCAGCAGAUGCCCCGUAAGAUGGUGUAUUACGGCCAGACCAGCUGCGAGCAGGACACAGAGAGGUACCUUGAUGUUGUGAAGUAUGUGUUCAGCUGCUACAAGAAGGAAGUGCCUCUAGUCAUCAACACCAUGGGCUGGGUGAAAGGUGAAGGACUGCUGCUCCUCAUUGAUAUCAUCCGGCUGUUGGCACCCAGCCACAUUGUUCAGAUGGAUGUGUGUGACUGGAAGGCCAUGCCCCCGCUGACCCCUGAGCAUGUCCACUUUAGUGCCGGGCUGCACACCAAGGGCAAGCAGCAAUCCAAGUGCAAGCAGCUGGGAGUGGGCAGCACGGAGAGCUGGAAGUACUCCGAAGGGGAGGACAUGUCAGCUCCGCAGCACAAGCUGCUGUAUGUCCACCCGGAAUUCCCUCGGGCAGGGGUGGCAGGUGAAGCGCGAGUGCACAGCGGCAUCCUGCGCGACAUGUCCAUCCUGGGAUAUCUGGGGCACCUGCAGAGCCCUGACAUCGGGGCGGUGCUCCCGCUGCACAGCCUGGUGCCGUAUCAGGUACCUUUCAAUGCUGUCGCACUCAGGGUUAUUCACACGGAUGUUGCUCCCAGCAACAUCAUGUACGCAGUGAACGCCAGCUGGGUCGGGCUCUGCUGCAUUCCGGAGGAAGUCCGGUGCCAGACCGACGGGCCAGUCCUGCUGACACAGACACCGGUCUGCGACUGCCUGGGCUUCGGAAUUGUCCGAGGGGUUGAUAUGGAAAAGAAGCUUUACCACAUCCUGACACCAGUGCCUCCAGAGAAUCUGAGACUAGUGAAUUGUCUGCUGCUUGGGAACAUUGCUAUCCCUAACUGUGUGCUUGUGGGCCAGCAAGGAAUUGAGGGAGAGAUCCCCUAUGUCACAUCCGAUUACAACUACAGCAUCAUGGGCUCAGGGAAACUGAGGAAGAAGAAGCAGCAUUUGAAGAGGAGGGAGUUCCCCUUUGAGUGUGAUUACACUUGAAGGCUCGGGGUACUCAGCCAGGGGUUGUUCAUGUGGGACCUCAUGUUGCAGGAGCCCUGGGUGCUGCAGAGGCCCUGGGCACAUAGAUGCUACAGUGGGGCCGUGUUUUGAUAAUGUUUUGUAUGUUCAGUUUGUAUUUUUGGUGUUUUGUAAUAAAUAUCUAUGAUAAACAUUG
Messenger RNA from Corvus hawaiiensis (hawaiian crow), 2287 nucleotides. It is a transcript of the gene NOL9, whose product is annotated as nucleolar protein 9. The transcript is spliced from 12 exons. Gene Ontology annotation, cellular component: nucleus. Lineage: Eukaryota; Metazoa; Chordata; Aves; Passeriformes; Corvidae. Bases 97 to 2112 code for a protein of 671 amino acids. Gene Ontology annotation, molecular function: polynucleotide 5'-hydroxyl-kinase activity. The record is from RefSeq and is a predicted model, not a curated record. Gene Ontology annotation, biological process: cleavage in ITS2 between 5.8S rRNA and LSU-rRNA of tricistronic rRNA transcript (SSU-rRNA, 5.8S rRNA, LSU-rRNA).